ACAUAUAUCGUAAAUAUACUCGGUGCGAGACGCGUUCGCGUUUUUUGAUUUUAUAUAUGCGGAAGAAGCUCAGCAACUUGAACGGCGAGGUUUUCGGCGGGUGUAGUAACCAGCCAGUGAAACGAAUUGUCACUCAGAAUGAAUGUCGUGCGAAUCAACUCGAGAAAUGUGAUAUUUCUUCUCAUAGCACUUUUAUCAACUUCCAUUCAAGAAGUUCAUAUGGGUUAUGAAAGCUUAGUCAGUUAUGCUAUGAAAGAUGCUAAUGUCAAUUCUACACCAGCCUAUAGUAGUAAAAAGGAGGAAUUAGCUAAUCUGUGUCCAAGUGGGACACCUUGUAUGGAAUUGAGUAGCGAGUGCUUAAGGUGUAAUUUGAAUUAUAAUUGUGUAUAUGGCGCAAUGUAUGUCGCUAACUGUUCUGUGUUGGAACAUGUCGACUGCAUAGGAGAGCAGAACUUUCAAAAGAAAUAUAUGUGUCGUUAUUGUUAUCAAACUGAUCACUGGGAACAUCAGUGUCAGCAGAGAAAUUCUUGUAGCUCAGUGGCAUCUCCGCAACAAUAUUACAGAACAAAUUGUUCAGUGAAUGAUGACAUACUGUGCCUGGGGAGAAGGAAGUUCAUGAAAAACUUGCAAUGUAAUUGGACAGUUGGCUACCGGUGGUCUACGGCUCUGAUUUUGAGUAUCACUCUUGGGGGAUUUGGAGCGGACAGGUUUUACUUGGGACAUUGGCAAGAAGGAAUUGGAAAGCUUUUCAGUUUUGGCGGAUUGGGUGUAUGGACUUUAAUAGACGUGAUAUUAAUUUCUAUGAGAUAUUUAGGACCUGCUGAUGGUUCUUUGUACAUUUAGAUGUUUAUGGACAGUAUUGUUAAUGAGUGAUCAUUUAUUCAAUUACUUUUAUUCUAAUUUAUUAUCCUAUUUCUCUAAGAGAAGAAUAUAUGUAAUAUUAGUUAUAAGUAAACUGAAUAAUACAAGCAAAGUGAUAUGUAUAUACAUAUA
Dinoponera quadriceps is the source of this 993-nucleotide messenger RNA. It is a transcript of the gene amx, whose product is annotated as TM2 domain-containing protein almondex. The transcript is spliced from 6 exons. Bases 139 to 843 code for a protein of 234 amino acids. The record is from RefSeq and is a predicted model, not a curated record. NCBI's taxonomy places the organism in Eukaryota, Metazoa, Arthropoda, Insecta, Hymenoptera, Formicidae.